AUGCUUCAUUGGUCUGAGUCGUUAGAAAUGGGACCUCUUCUCCCCAACCCAACCUUACUCCUCUCCUUUUCUUUCCUCCAUGCCUUCUUCUCUCUCUAUUCACGUUCUACAGCGAAUUCUACAACCACCAGCAUGACUGUUACUGGAGACAACUGGCAGUGCUCGGAUGUAAAUGCACUUGUUGGCAUACCAUUGGAACAAUUCAGCAACAUCAAUACGGAGAUAGAUUGCAACCAGCCAUUGGUUAAAGGCAGUGUCCUUAAGCUGGAUGAUGCUCCUAACAUCCCCUGCACUGCUUUCUUCUACGCCCUCAACGGCGACACCUGUUCAUACGUCACCAGCCAGCUCGGCUUGAGCAUCGAAGACCUUGUUAAUCUCAACCCCGGCCUCAACUCUUUGUCGGACCUCAAUGCGGGCCAGUCAGUGUGCGUCGAGCGCAGCUCUGCUUUCGCCUACAAGGUCCCCGAGUGUCUGAGAUACGACACACUGACAACGAGCGACACGUGUGAGGUGCUGCUUCGAAGAACCGCCAAGGAGCCGGGUGGGGCUGUCACUGGAAGGAACUGGGCUGACCUGUACCGCAACAAUCCCGGCCUCACUUGCUCCAGCACCAUCCCUGGCAACAUGAAAGUGCAGAUUUGUUUAAGGGCAGAGUAUUGUGUGAUUGUGUCUUACUGUGAUCCUUUCUAA
Closterium sp. NIES-65 is the source of this 690-nucleotide messenger RNA. NCBI's taxonomy places the organism in Eukaryota, Viridiplantae, Streptophyta, Zygnematophyceae, Desmidiales, Closteriaceae. The record is from the annotation of a GenBank genome assembly.